UUCGCCUCUACCUUGCCGAACCCGGCGACCGACCCCUGCUGCGUCGGAGGCGAAGACCGAAUAGUUCCGGAGGUUUCCGCUCCUAUUUCACCUCCGCCACCGGGCUCCGGCGAGAACCCGAGGGGAUUCCAGUCAGUCUGUAGCUCGAGAGACACAUAUUUGACAUCCUAUGCCAUGGCCUCUUUGCUUUCUUCACAAAUAAAAUUAAGCAAUGCAUUUGUUAGGAGGAAGGUUCAUGAGAAUGGACAAGCAAGUUUGCCAAGGUCUCUUCGCUGGAAGCCUUUGCAAUCAGGCCAUUUUGAAAAUCUCGUGUUGCGGUGUGCCAAGAAUUUGUGUUGGGAGUCUUCGCUUCCAUAUGCUUCCGUGGAGGAUGAUGCCAGCAUAAUCAAGGGUCCAAAUGCUAUUGAACCUAUUGAUACAGAAGAAGCUCCAGAGAUUCCAAUCUUCCAGAGUAAUGAAGAUGUGGUGGAGGUGAAGAACGAACCUUCCAUGCAGCUAACAGUGUUCAAACUGCCAAUGUGGCUGAUAGGGCCUUCUAUUCUGUUGGUUACGGGUAUAGUUCCAACUCUAUGGCUGCCAUUGUCUUCAGUAUUUCUCGGUCCUAACAUUGCUGGCCUUCUAUCUCUAGUUGGACUUGAUUUCAUUUUCAACAUGGGAGCAAUGCUGUUUUUCCUUAUGGCUGAUGCAUGUGGGCGCCCAGAGAAUACUAUUUUCGACCUGAAAAGACAAAUCCCAGUUUCCUACAGGUUUUGGAAUCUGGCUGCUAGCAUUGCAGGCUUUGUUGCUCCAUUUGCCCUGUUUUUUGCAUCUCAUAGGGGCACUCUGCAGCCACAGCUAUCAUUCAUUCCAUUUGCAGUGCUGCUUGGACCAUAUCUUUUACUGCUAUCGGUACAGAUGUUGACUGAGAUGCUUACAUGGCACUGGAAAUCGCCGGUAUGGUUGGUGGCUCCUGUGGUUUAUGAGGGCUAUCGAGUACUACAGUUGAUGAGGGGUCUUCAGUUGGCUGAUGAGAUCAGUGCGCCUGGCUGGAUGGUGCAAAGUCUUCGUGGCUUGGUAUCUUGGUGGGUACUCGUCCUUGGCAUCCAAUUGAUGCGUGUUGCUUGGUUUGCUGGACUCAGCUUUGCCAGAAAUUCAAGGUAUGGAGUAAGUGAUGAUCUGAACCAGUAAAUUAGACAAGAAAUAUUUCAGGUGUGUUUUUGCACUCAUGAUACCAACCGCAACAAUGCUUUUCAUGCUGAGGGUGAUGCGUUUUCAGUUUCUGGAUACCAUGCUAGGCACAGAAAGGCCUGACUGAACAUCGUUGAAAACUUGCAAAGCUUGGGCAAUCGUUUUGGUUAAAUAGUGCAGCUGCAGGAGCAGGAACCAUGCUUCUAGAUACUUUGAAUUGUAUAGCUAUAUUGUAGUGCAGGAACUAGACCAUAUUACUGAGCAUCAUACCGAACACAGAAACAUCACUGUGUAAGAAAUAUUUACUUGCAUAUGUACUUAUAUAGUAUGUGUAUACCCUUUAUAUCAACCAGAUGUCCAGAUGUCAUUCCCUU
This is a messenger RNA of Setaria italica (foxtail millet), 1541 nucleotides long. RefSeq lists its product as uncharacterized. The transcript is spliced from 2 exons. The coding region runs from base 175 to 1167 and encodes 330 amino acids. NCBI's taxonomy places the organism in Eukaryota, Viridiplantae, Streptophyta, Magnoliopsida, Poales, Poaceae. The record is from RefSeq and is a predicted model, not a curated record.